Messenger RNA from Funneliformis geosporum, 2058 nucleotides. Lineage: Eukaryota; Fungi; Glomeromycota; Glomeromycetes; Glomerales; Glomeraceae. The record is from the annotation of a GenBank genome assembly.
AUGGGUAAUAUAUCUGCUGAAACAUGGCAGAUACUCAAUCAAAAACAUUCUGAAUUUUUAUUACGUUUAGCAAUUGAUGCACUUCUCAAUACUACUAAUAUUAUCGGCUUUAGAGAAAAUGCUCAGCAAAUUAAUCGAAUGAUUUGUAAUAUAUUACCUGUUCCUGAAGGAAAAUUCUUUAUAUCACAAGCUGUAGAUUCAGUACAAACUAAAUUUGAGGAAAAGUCCCUACCUGCUAGGUCUAACGUAUAUACCGAUAUUGUGCUAGGCUGUUUAAUUUUAGGUGAAAGUUUUUUUCAUCUAGGUAUCAAUAUCCAAGAAGUCCCGAGUAUUUCAUUCCUCAAAGAAGAAAUCAAGAAGAAGAAAGAAAAUGACUUUCGCGGUAUUGACCCCGACAACUUGAAGUUGUGGAAGGUUGAGAUCCCAGCCGGAGACAACAGGCUGAAACAACUUAUGUCUAACGCCGAAAUUGAUAUUGAUAGUAUUGCAAAAGACCUUGGAGGUGCGGUGUUUCUAGACCCAAUGUUAAAUAUCACUAGAUAUUUCCCAGAAACUUAUAAUCCUCCAGAAGAGCACGUCCACAUCCUCGUACAACCGCCAAAGCCCGCCACCACUGGGAAAAGGAAAAUGGUAGAGGACGAGGACGAGGAGUUUCGAGCAAAAAAAGAAAAACUCCAACAACAAGAUAUGGAAAAAUUUCGAAAUUUAAUUGAAAGCUUAUCAACGAUCAACACACAAGAUCAAGUGUUCAAAGUGCCAAAAUUACCGGGGGAUGAUGGAGAUAUGGCUAUUUAUAACCGAACAUGUUAUAAAUAUUUAUGUAAGUUUAUACUCGAAGAUAAAGAAUACAAGCGAUACCUUGUGACUGGCAAUCCAGGCGUCGGAAAAACAUUCUUUGGAAGAUUAAUGUUAAUAGAGCUUCUUAAGAAUAAUAAAGCAGUUUUGUUAGAUUACGAAACUAUUACGGUAUGGGUUUAUCCUUCAGGUGAAAUAUACAAGAUAGAAAACAAGACACUGUACAGGCAAAUAGCAGAACAACCAGAUGUCUGGUGUAUAAUUGACGGAAAAAGGGACCAAGUGGGUCAUGAUUUUUCUAAUGGAAAGUUAAUUAUGGUAAGUUCACCAAAGAAAGCAAUAAUUGGAGAUUUUGCAAAGCAGUGGUGCGCAGAACUAUUCAUGCCAACAUGGAAUGAGGACGAGCUUAAAGACUGUUGGAAACAUCUAUAUGAAAGAAGAUUGACUCUAAAAUCAUUAGGAGAUAAGUUCAAACUAUGUGGGGGGAUUGCAAGGUGGAUCUUUACAAUAUCACUGGAAAAUAUUGAAAUGGCCAUCGAAAAAGCAAUUAAAACAGUUAAAUCGGAAAUACUCUUUCACCAAGGCCAAGUCCUCUCAGGUGAUGAAUAUACUCAUAAAUUAAUCCAUAUACAUACCAACAUUGAAGAGAUGGGUAAAUUUUCGCCGUACACAACGUCAACUUGCUUCUUUGCAUCAAAAUAUGUAGCAGAUAGAUGCUUGGAACAAUUACAACUAAAUCAUAAAAAAGAACUAUUUGAUUUUAUCAAUAAUUCAAAGGACAUAACACAAUUGGGGGGCUUUCGUGGAACUUUGUUUGAAAUGGUCGCGCAUACGAUAAUUCGUCAAGGAGGGGACUUUCGAGUACGUGAACUCACAGAUGAUGGUACAGGAUCCGAAUCUAUUCAUAGUUUUGAUUCUCUAGAAGAAAAUUUUUUUGAUAAUAUCGGGGAGAUACAAGGACAAGUAAAAUAUUUCCGGCCAACUUCGAAGACUUUCGAAAGCAUAGAUAGUUAUGCUCAUACAAAUAAUCUAUUUCAAGUUACCGUUUCUAGGAAGCAUAGUAUAAAGCAAGAUGGAUUGAGAGCGAUAAAGGGUAUCUUGGAUGAAGAUUUUGACGUCCGUAUUUACUUUGUCUUGCCAAGUGAAAUAUUUAGAACAUUCAAAAGAAAACAGUCUUAUGAGAAUAAGGGGGAAGGAAAGGUAUUUGACUCUUGGAUUUAUAACAUAACACAGUACGCAUUAUGCGUAAAUCUUGAAUAUUAA